Molecule: messenger RNA, 1832 nt
Organism: Oenanthe melanoleuca
Lineage: Eukaryota; Metazoa; Chordata; Aves; Passeriformes; Muscicapidae
Product: adrenodoxin-like
Exons: 4
Coding region: 79-621 (180 amino acids)
Biological process (GO): P450-containing electron transport chain; positive regulation of oxidoreductase activity
Cellular component (GO): mitochondrion
Molecular function (GO): 2 iron, 2 sulfur cluster binding
Source: RefSeq, a predicted model, not a curated record
CCCCAUCCUCCCCAGCUGUAUAAGUCCCUCAUCAAGCUGUCCUUGCUCAGAGGACAGCUCAGGGGGCACAGCAGCAGGAUGGCUCACGGCGCUCUGGGGCUCCUGCGGCCCUUGCGGAGCCGACUGAACGCCAGCAAAAUCCUCCUUCUCUGUGGUGGGACUGAGCAGCACCACAGCCCAGCACAGUGGUCAGAAAGAGGCUUCAGCUCCGUGCAGGGGUCCCAGGAUGGCCCUGGGGAGUCAAGCUCUGAGGAUCAUGUGACAGUGCAUUUUAUAAAUCGGGAUGGAGAGCGACUUACGACCACAGCCAAAGAAGGGCAGAGUUUGCUGGAAGUGGUAGUCAAUCACAACCUGGCCAUUGAUGGAUUUGGUGCCUGUGAAGGGACAUUAGCCUGUUCUACCUGUCACCUCAUCUUUGACAAGGACACCUUCCAAAAGCUUGGUGCCAUCUCAGAUGAAGAGCUAGACAUGCUGGACUUGGCAUAUGGACUCACUGACACAUCGCGCCUUGGCUGCCAGGUGUGCGUGAAGAAGUCGAUGGAUGGUGUUACUGUGAGGGUCCCCAUGGAUGUGACAGACAUGAGGAAGCAACUGGAGGUUGGAAAGCAAAGCAAACAGUAACUGGAAACGACUGAUACACAGCUCAUAUCCUCACUUAGGCGUGGCAGGGUACUUAGCUUUUGGUUGACACUAUUGCUUUCUGUGGCUGGCUUGCAGUUGGCCAUAAAGGUCUGAUUCAGUAUAAAAGAUGUGUUUGGCUAAUCUCUUAUUUAAAGAAGGCAUCAUGCUUAAUAGUGUCUUUGGUGUGUAUUUUAAGUGCUUAAAUGCUCUGCUGCAUGCAACUGGAUUAAAGCCUAUGGCUUUAUAUUUCCCUGGGUGGGUGUCAGUAAAUAUCUUUGCUGUAUGUGACUUGCUUUAUCCUUUGAAAUUUAAGAAUUCUGCUAUUCUGAGUAACUGCUGAGAAUUUUGCAAGGCUUGGCUCUUUAAAAGUGAGGCAGACUUUUCCAAUCUGGGAAGCUUAAGAAGAGAUUGUGGUUUGCAAGUCAGUGUACUGAUGUAUCAACAAUUGAGAGAGAUGGGAACUACUGCUUUGUGAUCAGAAUCUCAAUUUACUGUGAGCUACAUUUGCUUAUAUACCAUUUUUAGGAAGGCUAGUAAUUCUUUUACUACAUUCAUUGUGUUAAACAUCACACAUAAACUUUGCAUUUCUACUUAGGUCAAUAUUCUUUCCUGUCGCCAGUCUUGAUCCAAUCUUCUUGUAAUCUUCAAAGCUCUGUUUGUUCUUGCCAAGGUAUCCUGGUUAUCAAACUGCAUAUGCUAAUUAAAUCUACAGUAUUAUCAGUCUCAGAUGGGCUUGGUGAUGAGGUGACUUGAGUUUGGUCAGCAAGAGCAUACUGAGGACAUUUGUGUGCUGGCAGCUCCUGUAAACAGAAACAGCUCUAUGAACUUGAGAUGUUUUGAGUCCCUGAAUUGUUCUGUGCUAGAAGCAGCCACUUUCUCCAAACUUUAAAUUUUCUCAUUGCUGUACUAUCCCACAUGUCAAAUAAAAUCCUAAUAAUGAGCCUUUUAGACCUACAAGAUGCAUGGUUCAGGUACCACAAGUCUGGCUGGAAUAGAAUGAGUUGGAUGGAAAUUUGGUUGGCUUCAUUCAGCACAGCACUGCCAGCUGAUUAAAGGAGGGAUUGUCCUGCUGUACUUGGCACUGGUGGGGCCUCACCUGGAAUACUGCAAGUAGUGUUGGGCACUGAAUAUAAAAAAUACAUUAAUCUGUUAGAGAGGGUGCAGAGCAGGAUGAUGAGGAUGGUGAAAGGUCUGGAGGGGAAGCUUGAUGA